AUGUACGGUGAGGACUUCCCCAGACAGAGAAAAGAGCUCUCAAAACUGGGCUUUGAGUGGACCGUUCACAGCCUAAGAACCAGGGGUCCUUUUCUACCAGUCUCCAGCGUUCUGGGCAGUGUUCUGGACAGUGUUCUGGACAGCGUUCUGGACAGUGUUCUGGACAGUGUUCUGGACGUUCUGGACAGUGUUCUGGACAGUGUUCUGGACAGUGUUCUGGACAGUGUUCUGGACAGUGUUCUGGGCAGCGUUCUGGGCAGGGUUCUGGACAGCGUUCUGGACAGUGUUCUGGACAGUGUUCUGGACAGUGUUCUGGGCAGCGUUCUGGGCAGGGUUCUGGACAGCGUUCUGGACAGUGUUCUGGACAGCGUUCUGGACAGUGUUCUGGACAGUGUUCUGGGCAGUGUUCUGGGCAGCGUUCUGGACAGUGUUCUGGACAGUGUUCUGGACAGUGUUCUGGGCAGCGUUCUGGACAGUGUUCUGGACAGUGUUCUGGACAGUGUUCUGGGCAGCGUUCUGGACAGUGUUCUGGACAGUGUUCUGGGCAGCGUUCUGGGCAGGGUUCUGGACAGCGUUCUGGACAGUGUUCUGGACAGCGUUCUGGGCAGCGUUCUGGACAGCGUUCUGGACAGUUCUGGACAGCUUUCUGGACACGGUCUGGGCAGGGUUCUGGACAGCGUUCUGGACAGUGUUCUGGACAGUGUUCUGGGCAGCGUUCUGGGCAGGGUUCUGGACAGCGUUCUGGACAGUGUUCUGGACAGCGUUCUGGGCAGUGUUCUGGACAGCGUUCUGGACAGCGUUCUGGACAGCGUUCUGGACAGUGUUCUGGACAGUGUUCUGGACAGUGUUCUGGGCAGUGUUCUGGACAGUUUUCUGGGCAGCGGUCUGGGCAGGGUUCUGGACAGCGUUCUGGGCAGCGUUCUGGACAGCGUUCUGGACAGUGUUCUGGACAGGGUUCUGGACAGUGUUCUGGACAGGGUUCUGGACAGGGUUCUGGACAGCAUUCUGGACAGUGUUCUGGACAGCGUUCUGGGCAGCGUUCUGGACAGCGUUCUGGACAGCGUUCUGGACAGCGUUCUGGGCAGCGUUCUGGACAGCGUUCUGGACAGCGUUCUGGACAGCGUUCUGGACAGUGUUCUGGGCAGCGUUCUGGGCAGGGUUCUGGACAGCGUUCUGGACAGUGUUCUGGACAGUGUCCUGGGCAGCGUUCUGGACAGCGUUCUGGACAGCGUUCUGGACAGCGUUCUGGGCAGUGUUCUGGACAGUGUUCUGGACAGCGUUCUGGGCAGCGUUCUGGACAGCGUUCUGGACAGUGUUCUGGACAGGGUUCUGGACAGCGUUCUGGACAGCGUUCUGGACAGUGUUCUGGACAGUGUUCUGGGCAGCGUUCUGGGCAGCGUUCUGGACAGCGUUCUGGACAGUGUUCUGGACAGUGUUCUGGACAGCGUUCUGGACAGUGUUCUGGGCAGCGUUCUGGGCAGCGUUCUGUUCUGGACAGUGUUCUGGACAGCGUUCUGGACAGCGUUCUGGGCAGCGUUCUGGAUAGUGUUCUGGACAGUGUUCUGGACAGUGCACGAGCAGCGCCUCACGAGCAGCGCCUCACGAGCAGCGCCUCACGAGCAGCGCGUCUUCGAGCGUUUUGCGCGUUUGGUGCGGCGCGUUUUGAGAUUUCGAGCGUCUUGA
Molecule: messenger RNA, 1683 nt
Organism: Knipowitschia caucasica
Lineage: Eukaryota; Metazoa; Chordata; Actinopteri; Gobiiformes; Gobiidae
Source: the annotation of a GenBank genome assembly